AUGGACAACAUAACCGACCCUGCUCUUCGCGUCGAGAUUGAAGACCUUCGCGACGAGAUCGCUCUUAAAGAGACCAUCCUCGAGAGCUUGGAGGAGAAUGCCUGUGACAAUAGCGAGGAUGAGGAACUCAGACAUACGACACAGAAGGAGCUCAGAAGAUUGCAGAAACACCUUCGGGCGCUUCUGCCACCCCCGAAACAGGAACACCACGACGGUCUGCCUCUCAGGAAGUCGGGUCAAACUUCUGAGGCCGUGACCAACGAGCGUCCUGCCAGUCGCCACUCAGACAAUGCCCAACAGCACGAUUCUAAUCUUUCAAGCCAUCUCAUGCCUCCACCUAAUCACGAAUUACCGAAUCGCAAGCGCCUCAGACAAGACAGCCUUGAUAACGGCGGACCAGAAACCUCCAAAUCUCGACGAACAAGUCCGAGUCCUGGCUCUGCCAACACUGCGGCCCCGUCGCCAGCCGCCUCCUCUGCUAGUCUAGGCAGUCUAGAUGAUCCGUUUGCUGACCCUCUCUUUGGAGGCUUCUCUAGGGAGGAGAUUGAGCUGAAUCAGGACUUCUGGAAGAGACGGGAGCACCAGGUGGAACAGGAGGAAAGCGAUGCCAGACUUGCCGAGCGGCUCUCACAGGAGUGGGCUCAGGACGCGGGCUCAGAUACAACACAAGCCGUUGGCGCACGCCCAUCCGACUAUACUCAAUCCUUCUUCAAGACGGACGGCAGCAUCAAUCGAUUUCCUACCUCUCAGCAUUCAUACAUCGGUGACAGCACUCGACAACUCCAGCCUAUCCAGACAGAUGGCAGUAUCAAUCGCUCUCCUGCAUAUCAGCCUUCAUACUCCGGUAGCAGUACUCGACAAUUUCAACCUGUCAAAACGGAUGGUAGUAUCAAUCGCUCUCCUGCUUAUCGGCCUUCAUACACGGCUCCUGCCUAUCAGCCUUCAUUCUCCGCUGACAGUCACCGACAACUUCAACCUGUCAAGCCAGAACCCUCCACUAAUAACACUCAAUCGUUGCUCUCGGUCAAGUCAGAGGUUUCAGACCCGAGAGCCAUCAAAGCCGAUCCUGGCUUUACCUUUCCGCUAGCAAUGCCUGGGGCUUUUCCGCCCGGCCCAUCUUACAGCAGCGUUGGUGGGAGACAGGUGUACAACUUCAUGCCGUCCACGCCCCACAAUUAUUUGACAAUUUCUGAUUCCAGCGAUGAUGAUUCACGUCCUUCCUCCUUACCAGGCCGACCGGAUAUGCCUCUGCCAAGUUCUUCUUUCCCGACUCCAUCUGCGUAUUCGUCAUAUGGAUAUCAAGAUGAGGCUCAAACUCAGGAACAACUGAUGGAGCUUUUGCGGCAGAUUAGGCCUGAUGAAGAGCUCACCGCGGAUCAGAUACCACAGCAGCCACCAGGCCUGAAGGCGAUCCUUAUGCCUCAUCAGCUCAGUGGCGUCGCGUGGAUGAAGCGAAUGGAAGAAGGUACCAACAAAGGUGGUAUUCUAGCCGACGACAUGGGACUCGGGAAGACCCUACAGAGUAUUGCGUUAAUGCUCGAGCGCCCGCCUGCCCCCGACAAACACUGUCCUACCCUUAUCGUGGCACCUGUGGCAUUGAUGCACCAAUGGAAGCGAGAAAUCGAAAAGAUGGUUCGACCGAGGUUUCGCAUGAAUGUCUUCAUCCUCCACGGAGACAGUCGCAAAGCUACGUGGGCCGCUCUCAAGGCCUACGACGUAAUUCUGACUACGUACGGACUGCUCACAUCGGAGCUGAAACGGAAAAAGACAUUGGAUGAAAAAGUCAAGAAUUUGAAGGAUUGGCACCCGUCGGUUUAUGAGGACUGCCCCAUCCUCGGGGACAGGUCACGAUUCCACCGUGUGAUUCUCGACGAAGCGCAAAAUAUCAAGAACAGAGAUGCGAAGGCCUCCCUUGCGGCCUGUCGCAUUCAAGCAGAGUAUCGUUGGGCUCUUACUGGGACACCAAUGCAAAACUCCACGGAAGAAAUCUUCAGCCUCAUUAGAUUUACCCGGAUUGCACCCUAUAACAACUGGGAGAACUUCAGGAGGGCUAUUGGAGGUCCACUCCACAAGAAGAACAGGAAUGCUUCUGCAAGGGAAACCGCCAUGAAAACACUUCAAGCGCUCCUGCGUGCUAUCCUCCUGAGGCGAACGAAGCAGUCAAAGAUACAUGGUCGACCAAUUCUCCAACUCCCUCCUAAAGAGACGAGAGAGGAUCGAGUCCCGUUCGAUGAGGACCAGCUUGAGUUCUACACAGCUUUGGAGACAAGUGCUCAAAUUCAGGUGAACAAAUAUCUCCAGAAAGGAACGCUCGGCCGAAAUUACUCUGAAGCUUUGGUGCUGCUCCUUCGACUUCGUCAGGCCUGUUGUCACCCGGCCCUUGUUGUUGCAAGCAGAGACUUCAUCCAACUUCCUGGCGGGGAGCUGGAUACGGAGGCGCUAAUUCGCAAUGCAGAGCAACUCGAUGCGAAGGUUGUCGAACGACUGAAGCAGCUGGGCGCCUAUGAAUGUCCGAUUUGUUUCGAUGUUGCAGAAAACCCAGCGGUGUUCUUUUGUGGACAUGCUAUAUGUGGAGACUGUCUCAAUCAGCUCGUCGAGCAAGCGACCAACGACAAUAACGGUGCACCACCGGUUUGCCCUCAGUGUAGGGCAAGGAUUGAUGUUAACAACGUCACGGACUACACCAGUUUCCUUCGCGUCCACUGCCCAGAUCGAGUGGAGGCGCAAGAACAGAAGGAUGAUGAUGCCGACUCCAACUCCGAUUCCGACGACUAUAGCAGUGGUAGCUCCGACGAGGGUGACGACCUCGGUGGUUUUAUUGUGUACGAUGAUGUUGAGGACGACUCUGGGGAUGAAUCGAACAAACAGUCGGAUAGACCAUCAUCGAAAGCCAAAUCCAAGAAAGGAAAAGAGAGGUCCAGGUCCAAGUCCAGGCCAAGAGUCAGAGAACCAUUGAAGAGUCUCGCUCAGCUUCGGAAAGAAGGGUUGCGCAACAAAGCUGCGAAGCGAAAGUAUUUGAAACGUCUCCAGAAGAAUUUCCAUCCUUCCGUCAAAAUCACGCGCACCAUUGAGCUGCUGGAGGAAAUCAAAACUAAAGGAGAGAACGACAAGACCAUCAUCUUCUCCAACUUUACAUCAUUUCUCGAUUUAGUGGAGCUGCCUCUGUGGAGACACAAAGAUUUCUCCAAGUACGUCCGUUACGACGGCUCUAUGAGUGCGAAGGACCGCAACGACGCUGUGCUCGAAUUCACCGACAACCCGCACUGUAAGGUGAUCCUGGUGAGCUUGAGGGCAGGCAAUGCAGGCUUGAACUUGACGGCGGCAAAUCAUGUUAUCAUGCUUGAUCCAUUCUGGAAUCCGUUUGUCGAAUAUCAAGCUGCAGACCGAUGUUAUCGGAUCGGCCAAACCAAAGACGUGACUAUCCACCGAGUCCUGAUUGGUGAAGGAGACUCAGAAAAGCCUUUUGGCUCUGCAGGCUCCACAGUUGAGGAUCGUAUUUUGCAGCUUCAAGAGCGGAAACGAGAGCUCGUUGAAACCGCCCUGGACGAAUCAGCUGGCCGUGCGGUGUCGAGACUUGGUGUGCGGGAAUUGGGCUAUCUCUUCGGACUCAACGCCCUCUGA
This is a messenger RNA of Fonsecaea multimorphosa CBS 102226, 3621 nucleotides long. RefSeq lists its product as uncharacterized. The transcript has a single exon. Bases 1 to 3621 code for a protein of 1206 amino acids. Gene Ontology annotation, cellular component: cytoplasm. Gene Ontology annotation, molecular function: ATP binding; ATP-dependent chromatin remodeler activity; metal ion binding. NCBI's taxonomy places the organism in Eukaryota, Fungi, Ascomycota, Eurotiomycetes, Chaetothyriales, Herpotrichiellaceae. The record is from RefSeq and is a predicted model, not a curated record.